This is a messenger RNA of Aureobasidium vineae, 2381 nucleotides long. The record is from the annotation of a GenBank genome assembly. Lineage: Eukaryota; Fungi; Ascomycota; Dothideomycetes; Dothideales; Saccotheciaceae.
CCAACAUGCGGCCUCUCCGACUGCUCCUUUCGCUGUCGUCAUGCUUGAUCUUCAUCAUCGUUCUGUCCUUUGUCGCCGCAUCCAAGACGAGGUCUGUGUCUGCAGCACGCGACCACAACAACCGUCUCGGAGCCUACUUUAGCUGGAAUUCGCCCUCGUCGUUGUUUCCACCAUCAGCCAUCAUAAGCUUGACCGACGACAACUCGACUNUUUUCCUCGCCCGCCCCGCUGCCUUCGGCCCGCCGUUACCUGGACACGGCCUCAGCGGUCAGAUUUGGAUAGGCGCCGGCUUCGGCGACGACAAUCCUGGCCACGGCGGUAUUGCUGGAGCAGAAGGAGAGCUCGGCUGCAGCGACGUGCCAGGGUGGAGCGAUGGCGAAUAUUCUCCUACAAACUUCGAAACAAUCCCUCGGGAGCAGGACGUCAAACCAGGGGCCAAGGGAAGCAAGAACAAGAGGAGCUUAGAAUCAGAGACACAAACAGAGGGUGGCGCUGCAGACGUCCAGGUUGAUGGCACAGACGACCACCUCCAUCAAGCACUGUCUUCCUCGUCUGAUGUCGGCUCGACACAGCUGACGCAAACGUCGAAGAAGGCCAAGAAGCCAGGACAUGCCGACAUUCAAUCACUGCAAGAGACGGCAGAAAUUGCAGGCAAAGUCGUGCUUUUGAGUCGAGGUGGAUGUGGCUUCCUAGAGAAGGCCAAGUGGGUACAAAGAAGAGGAGGUGUCGCUUUAAUCGUCGGCGACGAUAUGCGUGGAGGUCCGUUGGUAACCAUGUACGCCCGGGGCGAUACAUCCAACGUUACGAUUCCUUCCAUCUUCACAUCACACACCACAGCACACCUCCUGUCCAAGCUGGUUCCUUCAGGAGGUCUCCGUGAAGGCAUGUCUGCUCAGGACGCCGCGCGUCUGGGGCUAGGGUUGCCUGUGAGUGGUAAUCCCACCGAAAAGAUUAAGAAGCAACCAGACUCGACCAAUACGAGACCAACUCACUCUCCAAUCGUCAACCGUCAGAAGGACGACGACGACGACGACGAGGAAUCAGGAAGCUGGUUAGGUUCACUAUUCUCCUCCUCAGACGAGGAUCGUCAUGAUAGCCGAAGACCACCUAGCAGUGGUAACAUCGAUUGGGUCUUACAAAAGGACUUUGAAGAUGAAGCACCGAAGAAGUACAACACCAAGUCUACCAGUACCACCAAAUCGACCAAACAGACAAAGGCAUCCAGCAGUGAUGAGUUCGUCAUUGGUAUCCAUGAUUGGCGAGACCCAGACUUGCUUGACUCACAGAUCAACGCUGCUCAGACAGCAUCAAGCAAGUUGCCUAAGUCGGCUGAACAGAACUCUGCCGCACCUCAUGCAGGACCCAAAGGCGGCAGCAUCACUCCGGGAAGUGGAGAGUACCACCAGGCUGGCGAGAAGCCAGUCAAUCUCAAAGCUCCCAAGAAACCUGAGAAGAGUAGACUGGAUUCGAAGAAGGAGCCAGCUGCCGACAAACCCAAGUCAUGGAUAGGUCGUCUCGUUGGUUCAGAUGAAGAGGAUCGAAACUCUGAGAAGGUCGAGCCACCACACGUUGUAUCACAAGUCAACAGCAAGCCUGUUGUCAAGACUACUGGCGAGCAUGACAGCCCAGACGGGUCGCACGAUGGUCUGUGGGUAACUCUGACCCCUGCAUCCAUGUCUUCUUCGCCCUUCUUCGAUACCUUGCUGGUCUUGGUCGUGUCACCUCUUGUCACAUUGACUAUUGUGUACGCCUUACUGCUACUUCGCUCUCGCAUUCGUCGCAGAAGAUGGAGAGCUCCUAAAUCCAUCGUUGAUCGCUUCCCUGUACGGAUCUAUCACACUGUCCCCAGCAGCAACAGUUCCAAUGCUCCGGAAAGCACCGCAACAUCUCCAGAUGCACCAACCCAGACCACACCUCUUCUUCAUGCCGGAGCGCGACCAAUCUCUCAAACAAGAUCAAGACCAAGGUCCCGUACAGUCAGUGAAGUGCCUGUGUCCAACUCCAGCCCUGCAAACACCCUAAGCCUGGAUCAAGUGCACGAGAAGCGCGAGGCUGGACUAGCUGAAUGGCGUAGGAGAUAUGGUGGUAGACAACGCGAUUGUGCCAUCUGUAUUGAUGAGUUCGAGGAUGGUGUCAGCCGCGUCAUGAGCUUACCUUGUGGCCACGAGUUCCAUGCCGAUGUCGUGCGUUCGUUUGGUCGUGGUGGUGGUUCUUCAUACUCGUCAUCGUCAGCCCAACCGCUUCUCGCGCAUUCACACGAUGAUUCGUUGGAUAUUGACGACGUGCAAGAGCAAGCAGUCAACACUCGCAACUACGACCCCGUUGCAAACGAGCCACUCACCGAUCUAGAGCAAGGAAGCGUCGAUCCUGACCGCACAAGA